CAGCCGUUGGUUAGCAUCGCUCAGUGAUGAGCUAACGGGCCCCACGGCAUGGAGGAGAAAGGACCCCAAAGGGGCAACAGGCGGGAACGCGGGUGGAGAAAAAUUCAUUGAAAAAAAGAUGAAGGUCGACCUGUUGAGAGGCAGCCAUGGAAAAGUCCUCGAGCGCCGGCAGAAUCGGACGCCGGCCUCGGCUGGACGCCUUUGUCUGCAGCACAGCGCUGAAGAGACGGCGAAAGGCUCCAGAGGAGGAAUUCAUCUUGUUUUUGCAGCAGCAUGUAACUUGGUUUUUGUCAGGGGGACCAGAUUUUGUUUGUUGAGAUCCUCUUCUAAACCGGAUGAAGCAGACAAUCCAGGUGAAACAUUCAGGUCAGGACGAGCCGGAGAGCGAGGACGAGGUCUACGAGGUGGUGGACCUGACCGAGUACGCCCGGAGGCACCAGUGGUGGAGCCGGGUGUUCGGGAGCAGCUCCGGCCCCAUAGCGGAGAAGUACUCCGUGGCGACGCAGCUGAUGAUGGGAGGGGUGACCGGAUGGUGUGCUGGUUAUGUUUUCCAGAGAGUGGGGAAGAUCGCCGCCACGGCCAUCGGUGGAGGCUUCCUCCUUUUGCAGAUGGCCAAUCACAGUGGCUACGUCCAGGUGGACUGGAAGAAGGUGGAGAAGGAUGUGAACAAAGCAAAAAAGCACCUUAAGAAGAAGGCAAACAAAGCCGCCCCUGAAAUCAACACAUUCAUAGAGGAGGUAAAGGCCACAGAUUUCAUAAAGAGGAACAUCAUCGUGUCCAGCGGGUUUGUCGGUGGUUUCUUCCUGGGUCUGGCCUCCUAAAGCGUCUGCGAACCUCAUCCAUCAACUGCCGCCCCCGCAUCUCUUUGAUCCAUCCCUCCGCGAGGGGAACGCUGGACAGUAAGCCCCGCCCCCCCCCGCUUCAGGCCGGAGCCGUUUGCAGGCGGGCGGGAACCUCAGUGCGUCGUCGCUGCUGUAAGUGUUACGCUGGAACCGAACCGGAUUCCCUUUUCAGUCACUUUUGAUCAAAGAUGUGAAUAAGUAAAUGAAGGCGGAGCUUCUUCUUCUUCUGAUGGUCACACAGGCGUGUUUUCCUUUUAGCCUUUAGGGGCUAAACGUUAAAAGAGAUGUGAGAAAACCUCCCAAACCGCUGCACACCCAUUAUGCUUUUAAACACUACUGGUUGUGACUUAUCGGUCGUUGUGCGUUUUGUCGUCUUUGUGAGGAACAACAAAACAAGUCAUGACUUUAAUUAUCCAGACAAGACUGUUCUGGCUUUUUUUCUUCCUUCAUGGUGCAAUAGUCUGAUGGAUUUCUAUUUUAUUUCAACAUUUAUGAUGUUUCCGUUUUCUAUUUCUUGCGUUUCUAUUUAUAUUAUUUUGAUAACCUGUAUUUGUUUGCUUUUUUGUAAAUAAAGUUGCUGGAGUUCACGACAAACUAACAAAAGUUUUGAUUUUCUGAAGGAUUUUCUGAUGAAAACAGGAGCUGGACUGAAGCGGUUUGUUGUUUAAAUCAAACAUAAAAACACAAACAAGUUUGUUACAAAUGUUUAUGAAUGUCAUGUAUUAAUUGUAUUACAUUUUUAUUUUAACAAA
Messenger RNA from Oryzias latipes (Japanese medaka), 1594 nucleotides. RefSeq names its product FUN14 domain-containing protein 1. Gene Ontology annotation, cellular component: mitochondrial outer membrane. Gene Ontology annotation, biological process: autophagy of mitochondrion. The record is from RefSeq and is a predicted model, not a curated record. NCBI's taxonomy places the organism in Eukaryota, Metazoa, Chordata, Actinopteri, Beloniformes, Adrianichthyidae.